AUGAAUGGAAGUAGCAGGUGGAUCCUGGAGGACCCUGUGAACCGGGCAGAUGGAUUGAUGGUGGUGUACAGCAUCAGUGAUUGAAUUUCCUUCUUCCAUGCCAAAAGUGUCUCAUGGCAGAUCAAAGAUGACCAGGAGGAAAGCAGUAUGGGCACUGCAGGCCGCAGACGAUACAGUGGCUCCAAGUCCACGGCCAAAGCCAUCAAUAAUAUCUUUGGUAAAAGGCGGAAGUCUGUCUGA
Messenger RNA from Mugil cephalus (flathead mullet), 240 nucleotides. It is a transcript of the gene rerglb, whose product is annotated as RERG/RAS-like b. The record is from RefSeq and is a predicted model, not a curated record. NCBI's taxonomy places the organism in Eukaryota, Metazoa, Chordata, Actinopteri, Mugiliformes, Mugilidae. The transcript has 3 exons.